Messenger RNA from Pocillopora verrucosa, 3750 nucleotides. RefSeq lists its product as uncharacterized. Gene Ontology annotation, biological process: protein polyubiquitination; positive regulation of proteasomal ubiquitin-dependent protein catabolic process; ubiquitin-dependent protein catabolic process. The record is from RefSeq and is a predicted model, not a curated record. Gene Ontology annotation, molecular function: ubiquitin conjugating enzyme binding; ubiquitin protein ligase activity; zinc ion binding. Gene Ontology annotation, cellular component: cytoplasm; ubiquitin ligase complex. Lineage: Eukaryota; Metazoa; Cnidaria; Anthozoa; Scleractinia; Pocilloporidae.
AUUACACCAUCGUAGAGACGUACACCGCAAUGGCUAAAUUGACCGUCUAUAAAAGAGAAAUGUUUGACUUAUUUAUCAGGUUUGAGUUUUUUCCCUUUACUCUAAAAGAUAAUCAGUUCAUAGACAACGGUUGAGAAGAAGGACAUUCAACUAUGGAGGGGAAACGUGGAAAAUCAGGCCGUACAGGACGAACUUUUCGAUCUAAGUUUUCUCAGAUCAAAGGUGGAAGAGUCGAAGGACUUCUGAUACACUCUUCAGGCGUCAGUUCGCUCCAGGAAGAAAAUCAACGUGUAGAAGAAGCGAUUACCUACUCACUGGGAAAACACAAUCGUUGGCUUCUUCCGGAAGUAAUCAAGACCAGCUGUGUUAGCGCUGGAUUCGAUGAAGAACUUGUGUUGGUCGAGCGCUUUGCGAGCGCAAGCGGCAGGAAACAUACUCGAGCAGACUGCAUUUCUGUGUUUAAUUCCAAAAAUGGCACGUCGCGCAAACCCAGACGUAAGUUAGCACACUCAAAAGAUUUACUUCGAGACGACGAGGAGAUCAAAUCUCGGUUUGAGGUAACCUACCCGAAUCCCUCAGCAUCAUGGUUGAAACAACCCAAGAAACCCUCUGGUCAUCAUGGAAAAAAGAAGAAAAAUAGUUGUAACUUUUCUUCCGCCACUGAUUGCUUACUUGAAGAUUAUGAUGAAGAUUAUGAUGACGAUCUGGUUGAAACUGACUUUGACAGUGAAUUUGAGGAGGAUUUUGGAGGGAAAUUGGACAGAUCUUCAAGCCUUGACCUGAACAUGCUCAUGAAAAAAUCUACACCAGUUCUACAAACACAUUAUGGCAAAGAAAGGUCUUCUCUGAACAAAAAUUGGAGGGAGAAACAAAUUGAUCCAGUACAGUCAAAGAGGCAUUUCCUUGUAAGUGAUGAUAUAGAAAUGCACCAAAUGCAUUUGGAGUACUUGGAGGAAAUCAAGGCAGGAUCUUCCCUUUUAGAUUCCAGAGAAGAACAUAAAAAGUCAAACAAGAAAAAUCAAAAUCCUGAAGUGGGUAAGCAAAGGCGUCGUCGUGCAAGAAACCCAGCUGUCUCUUCAGUUUCAAGUAGCAAAGCAGCCAAUGAGUCUGUACCACUACUUAAAACCUGUUCUGAUCUAGUGGAAUGUUCUAGUUCAGACACUGAUGAAGGCAUUGUCCUUACAAUGAGAAAGCGAGAAAUUAUGCCAGAGACCCUUGCACAACAGUGGCCUCACAUGUACAAGGAGGGUUCUAGUUUCCCCAGAACUUUUGCCCUCAGUUUAACAUCGCUUAUACCCCUGACCACUGGUGAUGAAGUCUUUAUCGCUUUCAGAAUACUUAAGGACCAUGCAAGGUGCCACUCAGGUGAAGUAAAAGCUGUAAUGAGUAUGGCUGUUUACAAAGACAACGAUGCUUAUGAAAAAACUGUCAAGGAUUUUAUUUCCCAGAUCAGUAUGAUGCAAACUGAUCAGAAAAUUUGGACCAUGCAAGAAAUCACAGACAUGGCCAUUAGUUUUCAUUCAGAGCUGGCAAAGAACAUAAGUGUGAAGGUGCAUUGCAAAGAGCCACGGAAACCGAGGCUGUCACUGGAUGUUUUCCAAGAUCUGUGUGGAUGGACAUCAAAGACAUUCUCAUCUCACACAGCCAAACGUCAAAUAAAGAAAUGUCUCUCAGAGGUCACAUGCCACCCAGGGACAUCCACUGCCGUUGUUCCUUUGGAUAGCAAUCCUGUGAUGAUGGAAUCUUGUGGAAUCUGUUUCCAAGAGGUUCAAGACAAAGAUAAGCUUUCAGAACAUGAUGGCAUCGUUCCAUUUCUGUCCUUGAAUGGCUGUGGCCAUAAGUUCUGUAACAGUUGUUGGAAAGUCCAUUUGAAGACCCAGAUUGAUCUGGGCCAAAUGAAACUGAGGUGCCCUGGGCAUGAGUGUAGCAUAGCAGUUGAUGACAUUACCUUGAUGUCCCUCGCGCCAUCUCUGUUUGAACGGCUUCUGGCAAAGAGGGUGGACACCAUGCUGGAGAUGAGCCCCAAAUGGAAAUGGUGCCCUGCAGACCGGUGCAAGUUGGUUGUCAAUGCAACAACAAUUCAAGACUCCUCCAAGACUUGUUAUGCAGAACACAGUGGUAGUGUCCAGCCUAUGCCAGUGGCAUGUGUCUGUGGUACCAUGUGGUGUUUCAAGUGCCAGGAAGAUGCUCAUUGGCCAGCUACCUGUGAGGAAGCUCAGGAGUUCAGGCAGAAGAAUGCAUCUUAUGCUCGAUUUGCGACAAGGAAGGAAAAAGAGCUGAUUACCAGUGUACAAGUGAAGCGCUGUCCCUCCUGUUAUUACCCUGUAGAAAAGGGUCUUGGUUGUAAUCAUAUGACAUGCAUCUUCUGUCGCAAGGAAUUCUGUUGGUCUUGUUUACAAGACUGGUCAGUGUCUACUAUUAAUCACUCACAGUGUAGACUUGUUCAACUGACAAAAAUUCAGCUGACCACAAAAUGUGUAAACAGUGUGUCUUAUCAGCAUAUUGCAGUUACAAGUCGGGUUGCCAGGGCUUCAAGUUUGAUAUGUCAGAUCCACAGAAAACUUGACAAGAUAGAACAUGAUCUUAACAUUUAUUCUAAAUGCUUUCCCCUAAGACCAGAACUAAAAAAGACAAGCUGUACAGAGCAGCAGCUCAAGAAGCUUUGUGAGAAUAAUGCUGUCCAUCUGUUAAAGAAAGUGUUCAAUUUUAAAUUCCAAGCACAUUUAGCAUUAGAGGGGCUGGCAAUUAGGUUGUCAUUUUCAAAUGGUGCUGUGGGCUGUAGUAAGAAACUUGCUUUGGAGUUUAGCAGGUUGUUUUUUAUUGUGGAGAGAAUGGAAAAUAUCCUUCAUGACUUGAAUUGUUGUCUUACUAGGAGAGAAAUUUUAUCAAAACUGAAAUAUUUUAUUAAGUUUGGUAAGAAGUGUAUUCUUUCAAUCGGCAGGAGAGUGAAUGAGUAUCAUUGAAAUCUUGUAAUUAAGCAGUUUUGAAAAGUAUUGUCAGCAAUGGUUGUUACUAAACAGAAAUGACGAAAGUGAAAGCAACUGAAUAGAAAUUUUCAUAUAUUAAUUAUGAUUUAAGAAUUAAUUGUUCUUUUUAAUUAUCACUGCAAGACUCUACUGUUUAUUUUAUUUUGUGUGACACUGUAUAAUGUUUAUUUUAAAUUUGGCCUUUGUCCUUCUGGGGCAAUCAGUGUGGGGCUUUUCAUUUUAGCUUUAGAACACAUGUUAAUUUGAAGGUUAAUUGUCAUUAGAUGAGAGAAUUUAAGACCAGUGGAUAUAAUUUUUUUGGUUAUUCCUGAGAAGAGAGUGCUUUAUCAAUGCCACAUCCCCAUCUUGGAUCUCUUUGUUCAUUCUCAUUACCUUUAUGUUUAGGAGAAUUGUCAUACUGAUCAUUCCUGAGAGUCAAAUUUUAAAACAAUUUCUUUGAUGCUGGUUGCUAAGCAAUUCAUUUAAAUUACAGGUUAUACUCUGUUGAAGUGAAACCAAAUCUUAUUUAACUAGUGGUAUGAUCGGGAAAUGUUGUGGCACUGAGUGAGAAGAAUUGGGACUCAAUUUUAAGUAACUGAACAUGUAAGAGUAAAGCAUUGAUUUCAAGCAACCAGUUUAUUUUCCUUUCACUGUUGUAUGUCUACAUAUUGAGGAAUAUUUAAUGAAAAUAAAAGUCCUGCAUAUUACCUUACUUGUGAUGGCAUAAUGAACAUGCAAUUUAUGUAAUUUUGAACUGCAAUGAAAAUAAAAAUUAAGGAAAUGG